AUGCCUCCCAAGCAGCGCGUCGUCGUCUCGAGCUCCUCUGCUCGCCCCCAGAAGAGCUUCCUUAACACUGUCUACGACGAGGCCACCUCCCCCGAGAACACCACCAUUGUCCGGAGCCUGCUAGUCUUCGGUGCCGGCGUCGCGUUCCUCCACAGCAGCCUCGGAGAGUUCCUCCUCCCU
This is a messenger RNA of Penicillium riverlandense, 180 nucleotides long. RefSeq lists its product as uncharacterized. The annotation marks the transcript as partial. The transcript has 2 exons. The record is from RefSeq and is a predicted model, not a curated record. Gene Ontology annotation, biological process: protein import into mitochondrial matrix. Gene Ontology annotation, cellular component: mitochondrial outer membrane translocase complex. NCBI's taxonomy places the organism in Eukaryota, Fungi, Ascomycota, Eurotiomycetes, Eurotiales, Aspergillaceae.